This is a messenger RNA of Tachysurus vachellii, 4298 nucleotides long. RefSeq names its product beta 3-glucosyltransferase b (gene b3glctb). The record is from RefSeq and is a predicted model, not a curated record. NCBI's taxonomy places the organism in Eukaryota, Metazoa, Chordata, Actinopteri, Siluriformes, Bagridae. Gene Ontology annotation, molecular function: acetylglucosaminyltransferase activity. Gene Ontology annotation, cellular component: membrane. The transcript is spliced from 15 exons. The coding region runs from base 21 to 1502 and encodes 493 amino acids.
UAACCAGUGAGCAUUUUGCCAUGAAUAAACACGACAUCGUGGGACGUGUCACAUUUCUAUCGUGCUUUCUACUGUCUUUUGUUCCUCUCUUCAGCGGCGUUCAUGAAGAUCCAGCAGGUGGCGCUCAAACAACACACAACAUACAUGUUCCUGUUAACCAGAUAUUAGAACUAAGGCAAAUUGUAUUUGUGAUUCAGAGUCAAAAGAACUCCUACCACAUUGAGAGGGCAAAGCAGAGGAGAGCACACCUUAUUUCCCAAGAGCAGAGCUCGGCAGCUGUUGUGCUACUCCAUGAGUUGUCAGAAUAUGAUGGAAACUGGGGGAUUCUUCCUGCACUGCCUCAUUUGGCGGAAGGUUACUGCCAGAGCUCUUUGUGGAUUUUUUUCUUGGAGGAGGAGACCGUUGUCAAUUUAGGCAGACUGCUGCAGGUGCUCAGCAGAUUUAACCCUUGGAGAGAGUGGUUUUUGGGAAGGGCGCUUUAUGAUACUAGUGCCACAAUUAUCCACCAUUAUGCCUUCUCAGAAGAGCCGACUGCUUUCAGCUACCCUGAUUUUGCUGCUGGCUGGGCCCUUAGCUGCUCUCUGGUUAAAAGAUUAGCUGAUUACGUGAAGCAUGAGCCACCCAAAUCAGAUUUCACCAUUGACCUUAAGCAUGAGAUUGCCCUGUAUAUUUGGGAGGAGGGUAGAGGCCCUGCUUUAACUGCUGUGCAUGAGUUCUGCUCUGAGCUUUACGGAUCAGUGUACACUGAGCAUUGUGCUACCACUGUCAACUCUUACCUGCCGAGCUGUGAUAUGCUAGUGAAGAGUGAAGACCUUUUUGUAGCAGUGAAGACUUGUCAGAAAUUCCACCAAGAUAGAGUGCCUGUAGUAAAGGAGACCUGGGCAAAAGACGCAGCACUGCUAGAAUAUUAUAGUGAUAUUGCUGAUCCAACUAUCCCCACCAUUGACCUGGGAGUCUCCAACACAGAGAGUGGGCACUGUGCAAAGACGUUUGCCAUUUUAAGGAGGUUUGUCAGUGGAGAAGUGACAAAAGCACCAUGGCUACUCCUAGUAGACGAUGACACAUUGAUAAGUCUGCCCAGACUUCGGCAGCACCUGCACUGUUACGACCCUAAUGAAGCUGUGAUUAUCGGUGAGCGCUAUGGCUAUACCCUCAGUAAAGGUGGAUACAGCUAUAUCACCGGUGGAGGAGGUAUGGUGUUCAGUAGAGUGGCAGUGUUGAAAAUCCUCUCUAGUGGUUGUGGCUGUUACAGUGCGGAUGCUCCAGAUGACAUGGUAUUGGGAAGGUGUCUUAACACACUGGGAUUGUCUGUUACACACAGCCCACAGUUUCACCAGGCUCGUCCAGAUGAUUAUCCGAAAGAGUUGUUGCUCCGUCAGAGACCCAUCUCCUUCCACAAACACUGGAACAUCAACCCUGUGGCAGUGUACCAGCAGUGGUUGAUGAACUCUGAGUAUCAGUUCCAUCUGAACUUUAGCAGAGAGUACAGACAGGAGCUCUAAACCAGUUGCUCUCGUUCACAAUGUAAGCAGAGAUAAUUUGGGAAUUUUGUAGCUUGUAGAAGCCAACAUUCUGUUUUGUUAUUCUUCUUAGACAAAAAAUGAUUAAAUGCUACUCCUUCUAGGGCUUUCGAGCCACAUGCACCAAAAUCGGAUAUGUCGUAGACCCUGGUCUGAAGUUUGUAAAAGUGCUAUUACUGUUCUAAGCGAUCCGAGUAUCAGUACUCAUGGUACCGUGUCACAAAAUGGCAUUUUUUGCCAUAGACACCCAUUAUAAAUUUUAGAGGUUUAUAACUUGGCAAGCUUUCGAGCUAUCCACACCAAACUGGGCCAGUUUCUUUAGGGUGAUACUCUGGACAAACUUUUAAGUUGGUGUACCAACUGGAAUUUCGGUUUUCCCGCAGCCCGACCCCCAAAAUAUGCAAAAUCAAAAAACUUUCCACGACAUGUGACAUAUCAAAACACUCAGAACAAUGAGGUGAACUUUCUCACAGGUAUUCGAAUGAUGUCACAUGCAACCCUGCACCCAAAAUAAAAAAAUACGAUAAAAUGGACAUGUGAUAUAUCAAAACACUCAGCACAAUGAGCAUAAUUGUGCCACGGGUAUUCGGGUGACGUCACAUGCUCGUAUACACUCGCCGCCAAAAGUAUUGGCACCCUAGCAUACCGGCCUUAUGGAAUACUUGCUCAGUCAAGCCAACAUCAAAGUUUGUCAUGAUAAACAUUACAAAUUUGCAGAAUUGUGUUUACUGUAAAAAGAAACACUUAACAAUAUAUUUAAUUUUGGAAUUUUAAAAUAAUUUGGCAGAUUUUAUUCAGCAUUACCCACUAGUGCAGGGCACAGUGGAGUUCUUGGACUUACCACAGAACCAAGCAGUGGCUCUCUGACGGGUCUGGGAUUUUAAAUUAUAAUCGCAAGCUUCAGAAAUAUUUCUUACAUAUUUAUUGGAACAGUUUUUCUUAGAACAACAAUACUCCUGGAGCAGAGCUGAAAAUUUUUCAUUUUCUACUUUUGAUUUGUUUGAUAAAAUUAAGUGUUUGCGAUUUAUUGUACUUGAACCGUGAACCUUUUCAUGAUUGGCAAUUCUCUGCUGAUAUUAUUUCUUUGCCAAAAACAGUGGCUUAAUUUAAAGUGGUUGACUCUUGACAUUUGCAUGUCACAUGGCUGGCCCACCUAUCUAAGAGGGAAAAUGACUGGAAAUAAUGCAUGACAAAAUGAACAUAUUGUCGCUGUUGGGUGGAAUCCUCGUAUCUCCAAAACCGUUAUUUUUCAGGAAAUUAAAAAAACGCCGUACCUUAUCUGCAGUGCACAGGGUUUAGUCCGUGUUGCAGUGGAUUGUCUUGCGCUAAAUUCCUGUCCUCAGAUGAGCACCAGAACUAGCGGGGGUCAAGAUUUUUUUUCUUUGAGCCCAGUGUUUUGAAGACAUUUACCUCAGAAGACGUGUUGAUUCGUUGCAACUCUUCUUGAGGAGAAAUAUGCCGCGACGCUCUCCCACGGAGUGAGGAAGAGGUGGACAGUUGAAGUGUCCAAUGGAGUUAUGAGAUUUGCGCUCAAGCUAUUUUCAAGACUUUAGAUUGGUUAAUAACUUGUAAAAAUAACAGACCCACGUGGGGACUGACCAAUAGCAUCGAUAUGUGAAAAAAUAUGAACUUGACAAAAUUUGGACAUACGAGGUUUCUGCCCGACAGCGACGAUAUAUCACUUUUAUACUGUAACAUUUUCUUGCUAAAAUGUACAUUUUUGAAGCGCAUAAAUUUAACAAAAAAAAAAAUGCAGUGCAGAGACCAUUUGACAUUGAAGCCUAGACCCUGGCUUGAAUAAAAAGAUGCAUGCUUUCCAUGCAGGGUUUUUAGUCCUGCAUGGAACUGGAAAGCGGCACCAGAACACCACCGUGGGCUGCAAAUGCAUGCUUAGAGCCAGGUGAACAUACAAGAUUUUUUACUUUGUUGUAGUUCAUAGUUCAUUGAUUAGAAAGCUCAGCCAUUGAUUGGGUGUACUUAUGUAAUUUUGUUGCAGUUUGUAGUUUGUACACAUAAGCUUCACAGACUUUAGCUUGAUCAGUUCAAUUCCAGUGAUUAUAUUUGUGUGUUGUUAGCGAUUUAUUCUUAGAUAUUCAGUUGUUAUUUAUCAGGAGGUUUCAAGGUCCAGAGACUCAAUAGGCUUAUAGCCUUAGUAACAUGUUCAGCAGCAUUGUGUACCAAGCUUCAUUGACAUGUGAGAUUGUUAAAUAUGGAAUUGUAAUGAAUGUGGACCAUUCAUUACAAUGAAUGUGGAUCAUUUUAUUGCUUUAUUUAUGAUCAUUAUAGCACAAACAGUGUUAUUUAAACACCUAAUCAGCUGAUACAUUAUGUAAACCUCACAUGAAUAAGCAAUUGGAACUGUCAUAAAAUUUUUCAUUAGAGGUAUAAAAACCUGAAAUCUAGUGGUUUAGUACUGUAGUUAACCACAAAUUUCAGCUUCCUUUGCUUAACUGUAUAAAUCUCUGCUCAAAAACACUGGCAGGUCAUCUAAAUGUAGCUUUCAGUUGUUGUCCUUUGGCUGCCCUUCCUGAUGCAACCCAUCCAUUUUAUCUGAGUGUGGAACUCAAAGUUAACCCCUCAGUGGCUGGGUCAGUUCCCUGCCUGGGAAUCAAACCCUGGUCUGUGGCUGGUGUUAUUGUUAAAUUAAAGUCUUUUGUCCUUUUAUGUUGUGCUAUACAGACAGUUUUAAAGACUGUCACACCAUGGAGGAUGUGAUGGUUCAGUGGUUAAGGAUGUGGGUUACUGAUAAGAAGGUCGGGGUUCAAGCCCACAAGCUGC